GUUGUAGCUGUGAAGCAGACUACUCAAAAGACUUGGGAAUGUACAGAAGAGGGAUCUUCUCUGGCAACUAAUGGUUCUCAUGAAGCAAGACUGUUUAAUUCUCUAACAUCGGAAGGAUGUCCUAUUGCAGAUAUCAAAGUAAAUUUUCCAAAUGCAAAUAUUGCAUUAGGGGCAGCAAUGAAAAAUAAGUGGGUGAAGAAAGAAGGAGAAAAGAUAGUACCUGUGGUUUCCAGUAUAAACGAUGAAGUUCAAAUACAUCUCCAGGCUAUUAUGUCUGGAUCGGCUGAUAAUGUUCCAGAUAAAAUAAAGGUUGACUACAAAAAGAGAAAACUUAUUAAAGAAGUUGAUCUUACAGUAUUUGAGGUCACCAAGGGUAGUGACUUCACCACUUCUGUGUCUAAGCAGGAAGCUGAACUCACUAAGGAUAUGAUAGAGAGUGGACAAUGGAAGAGCAAAUCAUUCAAGCCUUUCAACUUCAAAGCAAAGGGCCGUCUUGAACAGCGCUCUGGACACUUACAUCCCCUGAUGCAACUAAGAUCCGAAUUCCGACAAAUUUUCUUAGAAAUGGGUUUCACCGAGAUGCCCACAAACAAUUUUGUUGAGAGCGCCUUUUGGAAUUUCGAUGCCCUCUUCCAGCCCCAGCAACACCCUGCAAGGGAUGCUCAUGACACAUUUUAUGUGGCUGAACCUGAAAAGACCCUAAGUGUUCCUGAAGACUACUUGCAAAGGGUUAAGAAGACUCAUAGUACAGGUGGUUAUGGUUCACUUGGCUAUCAGUAUGAGUGGAGUAGAGAUGAGGCUCACAAGAAUCUGCUUCGUACUCAUACAACUGCUGUCAGUGCUCGCAUGCUGUAUAAGCUAGCUCAGGAAGGGUUCCGGCCUGUCAAGUAUUUCUCCAUUGAUCGAGUCUUCCGAAAUGAGACCUUAGAUGCAACACAUCUUGCUGAAUUCCAACAGAUUGAGGGAGUUGUUGCUGAUUAUAAUCUUAGUGUCAAGCAUCUCAUGGGAAUUAUCAAGGGAUUCUUUGAGAAGAUUGGAAUCACAAAGUUGCGUUUCAAGCCUGCCUAUAACCCAUAUACAGAGCCAUCUAUGGAGAUCUUCAGUUACCAUGAAGGCCUAAAGAAGUGGGUGGAAAUAGGUAACUCAGGCAUGUUCCGACCAGAGAUGCUUCGACCAAUGGGAGUUCCAGAGAAUGUUUCUGUUGCUGCUUGGGGACUAUCUCUAGAAAGACCAGCAAUGAUUAUGUAUGGAAUCAACAAUAUCCGCGAGUUGGUUGGUUCCCGAGUGAAAAUGGAGCUCAUCCUUGAUAAUCCAGUCUGCACAAUUGACAAGUUUAAAGGCCAGAGCCAGAAAGCAGCAAAUGGAGCUCCAACUGUAGAAUCCUUGACCAAGAGACAAGAGCUAAUUUUAGACAGGCUGUCAGCCUUGCAGUCCAAAGUUGCCAGUAUUGCUGCCAAAAUGGGUGUCACUCUGGUAGAAUCUGCUGCAUCCAUCAACACACAGCUCACUGGUGGAGUGAAAGCAGGAGUUGUUCAUGAUGUUGUUAUUUAUGCUGAUCCCCGACGACCACCAUAUAGCCUUAGGAUCCUAGCAAAUGCCUUAUCUUCCAACUUCUCUGUCUGCUUACGGGUACAUUGCCACUCCUCAGUUAAGGAAGUGUCAGAAAAGUUGCAGCAGUUCUGGGGUUCAAGUGGUGCAACUGAACGAUCUCAAAGUCAGAUAUGUUUGACACUUGUGUGGAGACAAGAUGGAGACACACCCACAGCCCUAAUGCCAUCCCUGUCAGUGUCACCACUGGCACCCAACCAG
Messenger RNA from Penaeus vannamei (Pacific white shrimp), 1809 nucleotides. Lineage: Eukaryota; Metazoa; Arthropoda; Malacostraca; Decapoda; Penaeidae. The record is from RefSeq and is a predicted model, not a curated record.